CAAGUCGGAACAGAGGAAUGCGCCAUCGUGGAGUUUGAAGAGGUGGACGCCGCCAUAAAAGCGCACGAGUCGAUGUGUGUUGCGGACAACGAGACGGACAUGAAGGUCGUGCUCAUUGGGAUGAAGCCCCCCAAGAAGAAAGUUCCGAGAGACAAGACCCGCGAAGAAGACCCCGACAAGGGUCUCGCCAAAACACGGUCAAUGAACAAGAGAGUGGAAGAACUGCAGUAUGCUGGCGACGAGUCUUCAACCAACAGCUCCUCCGAGCCAGAGAGCAACCCGACGUCGCCCAUGUCGGGUCGCCGAACCAGUGCCUUGAACAAGUUGAGCCCCCCCACCUACCAGAACAAUCACCUUAGCCCGAGCGUCUCACCGAGGUCCAGUCCUUGGAACAGCCCUUCUUUGUUGCGCAAAGUUCCCAGGAUGUCUCCACUGGCUGAAGACGGCAGGUUGAGCCUCAGCACGAGUCCCGAAAUGCUGAGGAGGUGCACGGAUUAUUCUUCAGACAGCAGCAUCACCCCGUCCAGUAGUCCGUGGGUUCAAAGGCGGCGGCAGGCUCAAACUCUGACACAUGAGAAAAGUCCCGUCGGUAGCCCGGUGCUGAGUUCCAAAAUACAGAACGCAGUGUGGUUACCAGUCGGGGUCUUGCGUUUACCAAGAGGCCCGGAUGGUACAAAGGG
Messenger RNA from Gekko japonicus, 680 nucleotides. RefSeq names its product la-related protein 6-like. The transcript has a single exon. The annotation marks the transcript as partial. The record is from RefSeq and is a predicted model, not a curated record. NCBI's taxonomy places the organism in Eukaryota, Metazoa, Chordata, Lepidosauria, Squamata, Gekkonidae.